AAAAUAUUAUAAUCGCUUUACAAAUUUUUCGCCAAAAUAAUGCCCAAAACUAAUGAAAACAUGGAUACUUCCCCUAUUGAACCCUCCGCGGAGCUGAUCUUCAUUGAAAACCCCUUCGAAUGCGCCGACAUCAAGACGGAACCACCGGACGAUUUGGUUCCGGAGCCGGAUAUCGCUUUCCCGCACCUACCGUGCCGAAGCACGGCCGAAGUGGCUGUCCAAACGGCGAAACGUAAGAACAUGAGCCGUGGCGUUCAAGUGGAUCUGCAGCUGAUUCCGAAGGAGGCGCUAGGCAAUUUUGUAGACGAGCCGCUUGGUCCGAUUUUGGCGAAGGAAUCGUUCGAGAAACAGUGCCGGAUAUGUUUGCGACAGUUUCCCGGGUCAGGCUUAGCGUAUAUUUUGUUCCCUCAGAAGACGAAGAUUUUGACUGCGCUGGGAGUCAAGGUUUACCUGGGAGAUGCUUAUCCGUUCAUUUGCCGGACCUGUUCGAAGCUGGUGGAUAUGAUGUACGAUUUCAGGAACACUUGUUUGCGGGCGAGAAAUAUGUUGGCACACGAGCGGAAGGCCAUCCCGGCGAAGGAUUGGGACAGUGAAGAGAACCUGAAGGCCAUCGAUUACUGUAUGAAUUUGCUUGAAUCACACCGGCGGGACAUUGAUGCUGCGUACGAGGAAUCAUCUACUUUUAGCAAGUUGGAAAAGUCCAGUACUGCGCAGGAAGACGUUAAAGUGAAACCGGAGGUUAUCGAAAUGGUGAUGGUGGAUCACGUGGAAGCAGGGGAACCAGCUGCAGUGGAAGCAGAUCCAGUGCCACAGGAGGACGAUUCUAGUAGUAAUCAUUCUCGGACGAAGGCGCUGAAAGUUGAACUGAAUAGAGUGGAUGGGAGGGAUAUUUCGUUGAAAAAUGAAGCUGUUUCGGAUGACGAUUACCAACCUGCGUCAGAGGAUGAUGAGGAUGUGGAUGAGGAGGAGGAGGUGGAGGAUGAAGACGAUUACGUACCUAGUCCGUCGCCACCGCCUGCAAAGAAGAAGCGAGUAAGGAUAGUUACGAAGCCGUACAAAAAGCGUCAGAAAAAGGAGAAAAAUCCGAGAAAGGACGAUGAUCUGGCCUUGCAGGAUAGUGAAAGCAGGCAGAGGAACAAUAAGAGAAAAAACGCAACGGAUCCGAACCGAAAACGACGUGGGGCGCUUUGUGAUUUCUGCGGCGAAUGGGUCGAGUACCAUACGGUCGAGAGCCACCAGAACCAGCAUUUAGGACUCAAACCGUACGUCUGUCAGGUGGAGGGAUGCACAUUGGCUUUCUACUGUCGAAAUCUGCUCAUGAAGCACAUCCGACGUCAGCACAGCGCCGAUGGACCCGAGUAUCAGGAUUGUGAUAUAUGCGGCCAACGAAUAAAGGGUCCGAAGGCAGCGCUUACCAAGCACCAGAAAACGCACACCGAAGAGAAAAACUACAUCUGUGCCGUUUGUGGAAAAGGAUUCACCACCCCCGGUUACCUACGGCAGCACUCGAUCAUCCACACGGAUCUGAUGCCGUACGAGUGCAACGUUUGCCAUCGAAAGUUCAACAACAAGUACAACAUGCUGACGCAUGAGAAGAAGCAUUACAUGCGGGGCGAAUCGACGGGCUCAAGCAGCGCUAGUGCUUCGAUCGAUCCGUCCGCCAGCAGUGCUGUAGCAAGUCAGCAGCAGUCGGACCCAGCAUCUCUACCGCACUUUCCGGGAUAUCCCAUACCGCCGCAUCCCAUACAUCAUCCUCUCCCGUCGCUUCAUCAAGCUGGGCUUCAUUCGCAGUGAGUAUUUUCUCUGGUGGGAAUUUAAGUCAACAAAUGAACUAUACCUAGAAUCGGUAUCAG
This is a messenger RNA of Ochlerotatus camptorhynchus, 1853 nucleotides long. Its product is annotated as putative zinc finger protein 286B. Bases 40 to 1794 code for a protein of 584 amino acids. Gene Ontology annotation, biological process: regulation of DNA-templated transcription. The transcript is spliced from 4 exons. The record is from RefSeq and is a predicted model, not a curated record. NCBI's taxonomy places the organism in Eukaryota, Metazoa, Arthropoda, Insecta, Diptera, Culicidae. Gene Ontology annotation, molecular function: DNA-binding transcription factor activity, RNA polymerase II-specific; zinc ion binding; RNA polymerase II cis-regulatory region sequence-specific DNA binding. Gene Ontology annotation, cellular component: nucleus.